AUGACUCGCUUCAGAGGCUGUAUUGAUAUCCACUCUGGCCAGGUUAAGCAGAUUGUUGGUGGUACAUUAUCUGGUGAUGACGUCCAAAGAGAUGAAGCGUUGACCACGAAUUUCGUCUCGAGUCUUCCGUCGUCUCACUACGCAUCUCUGUACAAGGACAACAACGUUAGAGGGACACAUGUCAUUAAGCUCGGGUCCAAUGAAGCCAACGACAACACUGCUAAGGAGGCGCUGAAGACAUGGCCAAAUGCUCUGCAGAUUGGCGGUGGCAUCAACUUGGAGAACGCACAGUACUGGAUAGAUCAGGGUGCUUCGCACGUCAUCGUCACUAGCUGGCUAUUCCCUAACGGUGAGUUUGAUCUGUCUAGGCUACAACAACUCUCUGAGACCAUUGGAAAGGAUAGACUCGUUGUUGACCUGAGCUGUAAGAGACAGAUCAAGAACGACAAGGUUUCGUGGGUCGUUGCCAUCAACAAAUGGCAAACAUUGACGGACUUCCAGCUCUCAAAGGAGACAUUUCAAGAGUUAUCACAAUACUGUGAUGAAUUUUUGGUCCAUGCCGCAGACGUCGAGGGCCUAUGCCAAGGCAUAGACGAGGAGCUCGUUGUGAAGCUGGCUGAGUGGUGUAAUAUACCAAUCACAUAUGCUGGAGGUGCGAAGGACGUUGCCGAUCUCAGAAGAGUUCAAGAACUCAGCCAGGGGAAAGUCGACCUCACAUAUGGCAGUGCUCUUGAUAUAUUUGGUGGAAAGCUAGUUAGAUUUAAAGACUGUGUUGAUUGGAACAGUCAACAUUGA
Messenger RNA from Williopsis jadinii, 795 nucleotides. RefSeq names its product 1-(5-phosphoribosyl)-5- ((5-phosphoribosylamino)methylideneamino)imidazole-4-carboxamide isomerase HIS6 (gene HIS6). Bases 1 to 795 code for a protein of 264 amino acids. Gene Ontology annotation, molecular function: 1-(5-phosphoribosyl)-5-[(5-phosphoribosylamino)methylideneamino]imidazole-4-carboxamide isomerase activity. Gene Ontology annotation, biological process: L-tryptophan biosynthetic process; L-histidine biosynthetic process. Gene Ontology annotation, cellular component: cytoplasm. The transcript has a single exon. The record is from RefSeq and is a predicted model, not a curated record. Lineage: Eukaryota; Fungi; Ascomycota; Saccharomycetes; Phaffomycetales; Wickerhamomycetaceae.